UUUCAGUUAAAGAUUCAUAUUGUAGGCGGCGCCGGCGACCCCAUAGGAGAGGACACACAACGCACAUUGAGGAGGAGCCCCACUGCCUCCAAAACAAGCCAACUUUGGGAGCGAGAGCGGCACAACCUGCUCUCAGACACAAAGAGUGACACGCCCACCAUCUUGGAUUCAGCCAUAGCUUACCCGCUUCACAACGAAUUCUGAAUUUGCUUUACACGACUUGUCAGUUAUUCUACUAUGUCGACAAUGACUAUCAGUUCCACAUCAAUUUUAACAACGGUAUCCACAACAACAUCUAGUACAAUAGUUCCAUCACUCAAUGAUCCAAUGGAAAUUCAAUUUGAAAUCAUGUUUGUUAUGGUUCUAUAUUCUUGCUUAGCAGUUACUGGAGUCGGUGGAAACUGUUGGGUACUUAUAAAAGUAAUCAAACAGUUAUCCGGAUGCUCUUCAAAUAGGAGUAGGCCUUACAAGACAGUGGUUCAAUCAUCAGCCUACGUCUACUUGAUCAUUUUGUCUGUGGUGGACUUGUUUUCACUCAUCCCUGUACCGAUGAUUGUCACAGACGUAUAUGUGAAUCAUUUUCCAUUUGGUCUAUGGGCCUGCAAGCUCAGCUAUUUUUGUGAGGCAAUCAACAAGUCCUUGAGUCCCAUGGUGCUGACUGCACUGUCUGUGGAUAGAUACAUUGCUGUCUGCCAUCCCACGUUGUACUGGUUACGAACAACAAAAUUUUCGUUGGGAGUACUUGCAGUAUGCUUUUCGGUUUCCCUGAUUUUCAUUAUCCCAGUCACAAAAAAGGCCACAAUGCAAGUGAUGAAAGAUAACACAGACGAGGAGAUCAUUAAAUGUGCAUUUGACCAUGGAGACUCUGCAAGCUACGUGUUUGAUACGGCUCAAGCAAUUGUCUGCUAUUUGGUUCCACUCUUCAUCAUCUGCGCAGUUUACCUUGCUAUUCUUCAUAAGCUCUUCAUUCACACGAGAUUCUCAACCGUUGGAAAGAAGACAAGCAUUUCGCUGGGCAGAGUAGUCAAAUGCAGUGUUAUGGUUGUUGCUUUCUACUUUAUUUGCUGGACACCGUACUGGACAAUGAGAAUUCAUUACUUGGUGACAAGAUUUAUCGAGACCAAUAGUGAUGGAAACUCCACGGUUAUUGAUGAGGUUGUUGCUGCAGUUGCAGAAGAGGUGCAGGAUGGAAUUGAAACGUCAUACUUUUUUGGGCUGAUAUCAAAGAAACGGAUGCACAAUAUUGAAAUCGCAUUGAUCUACAUUUUACAUUCUCUCACAUAUGCCCAAUCUGCAUUCAACUGGCUCUUCUAUUCCUUUCUCAACCGCAACCUACGCUCGAACAACGGCCGAGGAAACGGAACACGAUCAGCCGCUAACACAUCCGUAUUUGAUAACGGAAACGCAACAAGCACAGUCAACACUUCUUUGACACCGAUUUGGAAGAAUAUUCAGCAAAUGGGAAGUCAUAUCAAAACUGCUGGACUUGACACUCGUUCUGCUUUGAUGAAGAAGUCGCCGUUUAAGGGAAAAUCCAAAAUUCAGUCUAGAAGUGCCGCCUACCUCGAUUGCUCAUCUGCUCACAUGCUCAGACCGUCAUCUGAAAACACGUUGAGUUCCUCGCUUCUUGACAUUCCAAGAAGGCCAUCAUUAAUUCCAAGACAAGAACCGUCGCUUGUCGGAAAAGCUCUUUCUUUCACAAAUAUUCCGCAGCCGCAAUACCAACGAAUAGAGCCGAAGGAGGAAUCUUCUCACGGAGCAGUUUCAGAAAGCUCGUCUGUCGAAUGGUUGUAGAUAACAAUACUUUGAAUAUGUACCUUUUUUCAACUUGUAUCAUUUUUCUUCUUUUUCUGUGAGUACCCUUUAAAUUACAUAAUCUUUUUUUAAAUAUUCCUAGUCAAUUCAACCCCUUCUCUUUGUGCACGGUGUAAUUUGUAUUUGAUCUAACAAAUCACCUCUGACCAGUGUCCAGAAUCAAAUCAAAUUGUUUGUUAUCAUAUCACAGUAGCUUUUUUGGAUUCGUCUACCGGUCCCCCAUUCCUCUCCCUGUUUCUGUAUUUAUAAUGUGAGCUUGCCAAAACCCCCCUGAACAAAAAACAACAAUCUUUAUUGUUAUUUGAUAGAAAAAAUGGAUCUCGUAUUUUCAUUCCGGCAAUUCCCGAUGAGUGAAAUAAGUAAAUAAAAAGAUAAACAAAUAAAUAUUACGAAAUA
Molecule: messenger RNA, 2211 nt
Organism: Caenorhabditis elegans
Lineage: Eukaryota; Metazoa; Nematoda; Chromadorea; Rhabditida; Rhabditidae
Gene: npr-28
Product: G-protein coupled receptors family 1 profile domain-containing protein
Exons: 3
Coding region: 238-1794 (518 amino acids)
Biological process (GO): G protein-coupled receptor signaling pathway; signal transduction
Cellular component (GO): plasma membrane; membrane
Molecular function (GO): G protein-coupled receptor activity
Source: RefSeq, marked reviewed